GAAAAUUAAUUAGAAUAUGUAAUGAAAAAAAUUGAUGUAAAGGAAAUGUCUCUUAAAAAUAAAAAGUAAGUAUUAAAAGAACCUUAAAUCUUAUAAAAACUUAAACACCCAAAUAUAAUUAAAUAUAUUGAUUCUUUUAUUGAAUCUCAUUAUUUAUAUAUAAUUAUGGAAUAUGCAGAAGGAGGGGAUCUUUAAAAAGAGAUUACACAAAUUGUAUUUUUAAGAAAAUUAAAUUUGGAAAUAUGCAUACGAUUUAAUAAAAGCAGUUUAAUAUUUGCAUUAAAAAAAUAUAAUUCAUAGAGACAUUAAAACUCUAAAUAUAUUUCUUACAAAAGAUAAUCUAAUAAAAGUAAUUUUUUAUUUUGUCUUUAAAUAAAUUUUAUAUAAACAUAUAAGUUAGGUGAUUUAGGAGUAUCGAAAAUCGUAUAAACAGAAUAAGCUAUAUAGUGUUCAAGAGUAGGAACUCCUUUAUAUUUGUCACCUGAAUAAAUUUAAUAAUAGCCAUAUGAUUAUAAAGUAAUUCUUAUUUGUUAAAUAAUUAUUAUUUUAAACUAUAUUAAAGAUAGAUAUUUGGGCAAUAGGAGUGGCUUUGUAUCAUGUUUCUUGUUUCGAAACUCCUUUUUCUGGGGAUAAUUUGAUUGCUUUAGGUUAUAAUAUUGUUAAUAAUUAACCUAAACCUUUACCUAAUAUAUAUUCAUAAGAAUUAAGUAAUUUUAUUGGAAAAAUAAUUGAAAAAGAUCCUUUGAAAAGGCCAAGUGCAUAAUAACUGGUUGAAUAUUUGGAAAAAAAUGUACAAUUUUUAAAAGACUAAAAUAAAAUUCAGCAUUUAGUUGGAAAAAAUGAUAUAAAAAUAGAGGAAAAUUAAUUAAGUAAUAACGAUUUAAAAAAUAAGGAAAAAUUAGACAAAAGCAUUGAAAAAAAUGACGAAAAAAUCUAACUUAAAAAUGAAAUUUCAAAUUAAUUAAAAAGCCAAAGCGAAAAUAAUAAAAAAAUAAAAAAAAGUUUAUUCAAGUGA
Messenger RNA from Ichthyophthirius multifiliis, 1015 nucleotides. Its product is annotated as protein kinase domain protein. Gene Ontology annotation, molecular function: protein kinase activity; ATP binding. Gene Ontology annotation, biological process: protein phosphorylation. The transcript has 2 exons. The record is from RefSeq and is a predicted model, not a curated record. Lineage: Eukaryota; Ciliophora; Oligohymenophorea; Hymenostomatida.